GUUUUCUCUGCAAAUUCUGACUGAAAAAAAUGGAAGACGUUUUAACGGAGAUUCCGCCGCCGUCACGGUUCUUCCAGGAAGAUCUGAACAACUUCACGCCUCCGUCACCGCCGAUCCCCUCUCCUUUCCUCGUUUUCCCAACCACUGCCGCCGACCUCCGCCCCUCCCUCCUCAUCAUCGCCAUCUCCUCCCCUUCCCUCCACCUCUUCCACACCGCCGCCUCCAAAACCCUCAUCGGAGCCCUAAUCCUCCCGGAGACCUCCUUCGCCGGAAACACAGUCCUUCCCUCUCUCAAGGACACCUCCUGCCACGUCUACUCCCUCGACGGCGGCAAGAACCAGACUCUCCUCGUCUCCGUCCAGCUCCCCGUCGCCGCCGAUCGCUGCCACGCCGUCGCGAAGCUCCUGGUCGCCGGCCAGAUCCUCCCGGAGAGAGUUCUGAUUCUGGACUCGGUUCAGAACCGGAACUUCCGCGGGAAGCUCUCCAGGGACGAGGCGGCGGCGUUCAAGCUCGAGACGACGGCGGAGAGGAGAUCGAAGUCGGUGCUCGGAGAUUCGAGCUUGGAGUACUUGCCGUCGGCGAGCGUGGUGGAUGGGCUGGGCGCGGCGGUGUUGGCGAGGUGUGAGAUGAGCAAGAUCAAGGCGGUGCUUUGUGUGGCGUGGCCGGAGUUCGGUGGUGAUGUGGUGGAGCUGAUCAAGUCUAGGGUUUUGCCUGCUCUGGAUUUGGGGCUGAGCUUCAAUGCUGAUGCUGGGGAUGAUUAUGGAGGUCUGAAACAAGAUAAGGAUCCUUUUGAUUCUGAUUUGUACACCUGAAUUGUAUAAGGCAAGCUUUUUCGAGCUUGAAUUUAUUGGAAUGCUUGGAAAUUUUGC
This is a messenger RNA of Argentina anserina (silverweed cinquefoil), 869 nucleotides long. RefSeq lists its product as uncharacterized. Bases 30 to 812 code for a protein of 260 amino acids. Lineage: Eukaryota; Viridiplantae; Streptophyta; Magnoliopsida; Rosales; Rosaceae. The record is from RefSeq and is a predicted model, not a curated record. The transcript has a single exon.